GUAUCUGCAUUUUGUUUUAGCAUGCCUCUGUUUGUUCUGAGAUGCACUCUACUUUUUGCAAUUACGGUUGGAGCCGUGUGCACCUGUAUGCUGAAGAAUCACACCAUAUGGGUUGAAAAGAAAAACUGUACCCAGUGCGUGGCAAUCAACACAACCAUCUGCAGUGGCUACUGCUACACAAGAGAUACCAAUUUGAAGGGCCACUUUGGCAGGGCUUUCCUGAUUCAGCUCAGCUGUGUGCCUCUCUCCCUGGUGUACCGAGCUGUCCUUAUUCCCGGCUGUCCUCAGGACGUCAGCUCACAGUUGUAUUAUCCUGCGGCUCGCUGCUGCAGUUGCAGACGCUGUGACACUCGCAUGCACCACUGUGUCCAACCUAGACCGUACUCUUAUGAUCAGUGCUCCAUAAAACUUGGUGGUGUGGAGAAACAGAACCUGAAAUGCUUUGGAAACCUGACAACGUGCUAG
Messenger RNA from Girardinichthys multiradiatus, 465 nucleotides. RefSeq names its product follitropin subunit beta-like. The annotation marks the transcript as partial. Gene Ontology annotation, molecular function: hormone activity. Gene Ontology annotation, biological process: G protein-coupled receptor signaling pathway. The transcript has 2 exons. Lineage: Eukaryota; Metazoa; Chordata; Actinopteri; Cyprinodontiformes; Goodeidae. The record is from RefSeq and is a predicted model, not a curated record. Gene Ontology annotation, cellular component: cytoplasm; extracellular region.